UGGUACUUUAACCCUAAUAUGUUUUCUUUGCUCUUAGCUGUAAGUGUGCCGCUCCUGACAAUCCCAGCAAUCAAACCCUACAGUUCUGGAGCGACAAGAAGAUUGUCCCUUCUGCGAUGGAGUGGGCGAACCUCACUGUCAGUGAAUGUCGGAAAAUGCAUGGAGAAUUUACUGGACCCGCCUGUGGGCACCAUGGCCCCUACACGCCAGAUGUCCUCUUCUGGUCUUGCAUUCUCUUCUUCACCACCUUCAUCAUGUCCGGCGCACUGAAGAUGUUUAAAACCAGCCACUAUUUCCCAACAAAAGUACGAGCCAUGAUAAGUGACUUUGCCGUUUUCUUAACUAUCGUCACUAUGGUGACUUUUGAUUUCUUAAUUGGAGUCCCAUCACCAAAGCUACAGGUUCCCGGUGUCUUCAAGCCGACAAGAGAUGACCGUGGGUGGAUUAUUAGCCCGAUAGGCCCCAAUCCCUGGUGGACGGUGUUAGCAGCUCUCAUCCCAGCUCUCCUCUGCACCAUCUUGAUAUUCAUGGACCAGCAAAUCACUGCUGUUAUCAUAAACAGAAAGGAGCAUAAACUCAAGAAAGGAUGUGGCUACCACCUGGACCUUCUGAUGGUAGCAAUAAUGCUUGGGGUGUGCUCCGUGAUGGGGCUGCCCUGGUUUGUCGCUGCGACUGUUCUAUCCAUCACCCAUGUGAACAGCCUUAAACUAGAGUCUGGCUGCUCAGCUCCGGGAGAACAACCGAAAUUUCUCGGGAUACGAGAGCAAAGAGUCACUGGCCUCAUGAUCUUUGUGCUUAUGGGCUGUUCCGUCUUCAUGACUGCUGUGUUAAAGUUUAUCCCGAUGCCGGUGCUUUAUGGUGUGUUCCUUUACAUGGGCGUUUCUUCACUCAGAGGAAUUCAGUUCUUCGAUCGCCUGAAGCUGUUUGGAAUGCCGGCAAAACACCAGCCCGACUUUAUCUACUUACGGCACGUCCCCUUGCGAAAAGUACAUCUCUUCACCGUGAUCCAGCUGAUGUGCCUUGUUUCACUCUGGGCCAUCAAAGUGUCUCCUGCUGCCAUCGUCUUUCCCAUGAUGGUCUUGGCUCUGGUCUUUGUCCGGCAAGUCUUGGAUUUCUGCUUCUCGAAGCGGGAGCUCAGCUGGCUUGAUGACCUCAUGCCAGAAAGCAAGAAGAAAAAACUGGAUGAUGCCAAAAAUAAAGCCAAGGAAGAAGAGGAGUCUCAGAAAAUGCUUGAAGCUGCUGAAGCAACUGUCAUGCAGUUACCACUGGGGAAAACGAACUAUUUGACUGUUCCAGGACGAAAUAACAAUUUCAGGUACAAUUCACUAAGGAAAUCCCCCAGCAUGAAUGUUUUGUUGCCACAUCCUUUGCUCCACUAGUAUCUUCAUGGAUGU
Chrysemys picta bellii (western painted turtle) is the source of this 1394-nucleotide messenger RNA. Lineage: Eukaryota; Metazoa; Chordata; Testudines; Emydidae. The record is from RefSeq and is a predicted model, not a curated record.